Coniophora puteana RWD-64-598 SS2 is the source of this 504-nucleotide messenger RNA. RefSeq lists its product as uncharacterized. The record is from RefSeq and is a predicted model, not a curated record. NCBI's taxonomy places the organism in Eukaryota, Fungi, Basidiomycota, Agaricomycetes, Boletales, Coniophoraceae. The annotation marks the transcript as partial. The transcript has a single exon.
UUCCUCUACGUCGAUGAUAACUUCGGCACUGAGCGACCGGGAUUUGUCAGAUUCUAUAUCCCAUAUGGAAUUUGGCUUCCUUCUAGCCAAGCCUGCAUCUUACAGCUAUGGGACGAACUUGGCAUCCCCCACGAAGCUAAGAAGCAGCUGCACGGGACAGCUCUCCCGAUUAUUGGCUUCUUGGUCAAUACCGCCACCAUGUCUGCCACUAUGACAGUUGAGUCUCGCAACGCCCUCGUUCAGUUCAUCCGCGACUUCGCGUCUGAAAACACCCGUCGUACUCUUCGCGAUUUUCAGACACUGGCCGGUUAUGUUAACUGGGCACUCAACGUUUACCCACUGCUUCGCCCCGGGCUAACAGCUGUAUACGAAAAAACCAAAGGAAAAGCCCAAACCUUUGGGAAGAUCUGGAUCAACAAAUCAGUUGUCACCGAACUCUGUUGGCUUCUUUCCCAUCUUGAACACGCCACAGGCGUAUUCUUUUUCCGCUCCAUUUACUGGGAC